CCACUCGCUUCCCAAGGCUCUGUAAAUGGCAGCGUGCUUUUUAAAGCUUUAACGAGGAUGAUGUAAAAAGGGGGCUCCUCCAAAAAAGGGGGCUUGUGUGUCGUUCCCGGUGACGUUGGACUCCCCGUUGAGGGCUGUGGGAGGAACGCGACGGGAAGAUGCAGAAGCAGAAGCGCGCAAGAAAGGAGCAGCUGGUGGUGAGGAGCGCAGCUGAUGCCGGCUUCUCCAAGUCCCUUCCUUCAUCUGCGCUCCUUCCUUUCUCCUGACAUCCCGAGAAGCUGUCGGGACGGCUCGGUGGCUCACCUCACCUCACCUCACCUCACUCUCGCUCAGGAUGGAAAACGGGCGGACCAGCAGAGACAGACUCCAAAACUCAUGCGGUCGGUGUAACACAGACAAGACGAUAAAAGCUUGUUGAGAAGCCGGAAGAAUUAACGGUGACAUCUGAUCUGCAUUCAUCCGCGCUGCUGGAUAUAAAACUUGCGCGUCUCUGAGAUGUUCUCGCUGUCGGCGCGGAUGCUGCGCCUUUUCGGGAUGUUGCGCCCGAGUUCGCAGCUUUAAUUUGAGCCCAACACCGCGAACGCCGGAUACUUGACCGCAACUCCAGUAAAAAUGCUCAACGGUGUGCUGCUGCUCGGCGUUUUCACCGCGAUCGGUUUGCUCUCGAAGACGGAGAGUCGGAAAACUUCGAAGGACCUCUGCAAGAACCGCUGCUUCUGCGAGGAACGGGAGAACAUACUGAACAUAAACUGCGAGAACAAGGGCUUCACCACGGUGAGCCAGUACCAGCCGCCGCCGAAUAAAAUCUGCCAGCUCUUCCUGAAUGGGAACUUUCUGUCCAAACUGAACCCCAACGACUUUGUGAAUUAUAUCAAUGUCACGAGCCUCCAUCUGGGCAACAACGGCUUGCAGGAGAUUAAAACGGGGGCUUUCAAUGGCCUGAAGUAUCUAAAACGUCUCCAUCUCAACAACAACAACUUGGAAAUCAUCAAGGAAGAAACUUUUGCUGGUUUAGAGAGCCUCGAAUACCUUCAGGCUGAUUAUAACUACAUCUGCGCAAUAGAACCCGGUGCAUUCAGCAAACUGAAUAAAUUGAAGGUGCUUAUACUUAAUGACAACUUGUUACCUUCUCUACCCAACAACGUGUUCCGUUUUGUGUUGCUGACCCAUCUGGAUCUGAGAGGGAACCGGUUUAAAUCGCUGCCCUUUGCUGGGGUGUUGGAGCACAUCGGUGGCAUUAUGGAGAUCCAGCUGGAGGAGAACCCUUGGAAUUGCACCUGUGACUUGGUCUCGCUGAAAGCCUGGCUGGAUACCAUCUCGGUCUUUGUGGGAGACAUUGUCUGCGAGACGCCCUUCAGACUUCAUGGAAAGGAUGUCACCCAACUGAUCAGGCAAGAUUUUUGCCCUAGAAAAAAUGCUGUGGAUUCAAACCAGCGUAUCAUGAAACCAUCCUCUGAUUCUCAGUAUCAGAGCACCUUUCCAACAUCAUACCCAGGCAUGACGCAAACCAAACCUCCAAGGGCAUCCCGCCCUCCCAAAAUGAGAAACCGCUCUACAACAAGGGUGACAGCAUCCAGCAAUGACAUGCAUGUCUUUGGACCCAUAAUGGUGUAUCAAACCAGGUCUCCUGUGCCAGUCGUGUGCCCAAAAUUAUGCAUCUGUACCCCACAGAAACCGGACAGUGGUUUGAGCAUAAACUGCCAAGAGAGAAAGAUAUAUAAUAUAUCUGACCUUCAUCCGAAACCCUCCUAUCCAAAGAAACUGCAUCUGACUUCUAAUUAUCUGCAGACCAUAUAUAGCACCGAUUUUAUUGAAUACGGUUCUUUAGAACUCCUUCAUCUGGGGAACAACAGAAUAGCCAUCAUUCAGAAUGGUGCCUUUAGAAAUUUAACCAAUUUACGCAGACUGUAUCUUAAUGGCAAUUACAUUGAAAAAUUAACUCCAUUUUUGUUUGCUGGGCUUCAUAGCCUGCAGUAUUUGUACCUGGAGUACAAUAUUAUCAAAGACAUAGCGCCGCAGACAUUUAAUUCCUUACACAAUCUGCAGCUGCUGUUCCUCAACAACAAUUUGUUGAGAUCUUUGCCUGAUGAUGUCUUUGGAGGGACGAUGCUGACGAGACUGAACCUUAGGAACAACCACUUCUCCCACCUUCCAGUGAGGGGUGUGCUGGACCAACUCUCACCCUUUAUCCAAAUUGACCUUCUGGAAAACCCCUGGGACUGCAGCUGUGAUAUUGUGGCUCUUAAGAACUGGAUGGAGAUGUCCAGCACAAGUGUUGUGGUCAAUGAAAUCACAUGUGACUCCCCUUCUAAACAGGCCGGGCGACUUCUGCGGUCCCUGCGCAAUGAUGAGGUAUGUCCAGAUACAAACUCAGUUAUGGGAACCAGAAUGCCCAAAGUGAGUACAAGCUCUUUAGCAGCAUAUACUGUAAGUGUGACCACGGACAUUAUGUCUGAAAUGGAUCCAGAAGUACCACUUUCAGUUUUGAUUCUAGGUCUGUUGAUUGUCUUCAUUCUCUCAGUUUGUUUUGGUGCAGGUUUAUUUGUACUUGUACUUAAAAAACGCAAAGGGGUUGAGAACCUUCCCUCCAAUCCCAACACGUUUGACCUGAAUGCCCUUCAGGUUCCAUAUGGUUCCUAUAACACAGAAACAAACAUAGAAAAACCAGAUAGUCAUAUGUACAACUAUAUACACACACCUGCAAGUCAAAUAUGUCAGAACCCUAUUUACCUGCAAAAGGAAAAUGACCAGCUGGCUUAUUACAGAAAUCUGAAGGAAAUGAGCUUCAGUACCCUGGAUCAUAAAAAGGACAAGAGAGCAAGAAGUGCUGCUUAUACGAUUAGCACAGUUGGGUUCAAUAAUAAAGAACCCAGUGGAAGGGGAGACUCGGAGCUGCUGUAUCAGAACAUCACGGAACGGGACAACGAGCUUCCAUCCACAGGGGAUCUAAAGUACAACUUUGCUUUACCCAAAGCCCUAUCCAUGCCCACGUAUGAGUCGAACCGGCGCCAGUUGCAUAGUCAGGAUCGGCUAAAUAAGCACAAACUGCCUAGGAAAAGCACAGUGCAAACCAACAAUCAGCAUCACAGACAUCCGUGGAAACACAGGACGGUGCCGGAUUACCUGGAGGUUUUGGAGAAAUACACCACCACGAGCCAUUUGUAAAUAUAUAUUGAGAACGAAUUAACUGCAUUUUUCAGGCAGAACCCUAAUAAGUAUAUCUAACUCCAAACUGCAGACAUUAUAAAUACCUCAGUUCACAAGAGGCUUCAAGAUCCUUUUGAAAGGUGUAAAUAAAUACAGUAAAUGUUAAUACAUGUUAUCAUUUAUACAAAAAUAAUUUGACAAAUGCUUUGUAUUAUAUGGUAAUAACCACAUCAUAAGAUGCCAUUGCUUUCAUCUUGUGUGUAAAAGCAAUGUUUCUGAGCUACCAAGAAUAGGACAGUCUUCAUGAAUUUUACAAGGUUGCUUUUCCUAGGGUAUGAGGGUUAGGAGUAUACGGAAUUACAUAUGAUAUUCUGUGAUUUUGCUUUUUGUUUCAGAAGUGCCCAUGCACAGUAUUUGAAUGUUGCUUAUUCCUGUAUUUUCAGUGU
Molecule: messenger RNA, 3593 nt
Organism: Scleropages formosus (Asian bonytongue)
Lineage: Eukaryota; Metazoa; Chordata; Actinopteri; Osteoglossiformes; Osteoglossidae
Product: SLIT and NTRK-like protein 2
Exons: 2
Coding region: 613-3165 (850 amino acids)
Biological process (GO): axonogenesis; positive regulation of synapse assembly
Cellular component (GO): glutamatergic synapse
Molecular function (GO): protein binding
Source: RefSeq, a predicted model, not a curated record